CACGGUCUCUACUUUGCCUUCCUCCUCGGGUCGUUUUCCUCCUUCUCGUUCCUCAACCACAGAAACGCAGAUGGUACUAGCCCUAGACCCCAUGCCGUAGACUGGAUGUAGAUCUGGAUACGAGGCCAUGAUUCACCCCCCUCCCCCAUAUGCGAUGGAUCCACGCAUCCUUCUUCAUCUCCAAAAAAAAAACAGUAGGCUUCGGAUCCUCGUCUGUGCCCUGAUGUUGCCGGCGCUCUGACGUUUCCGGCGCUUAUGCACUGGCAGCACCGGCCUCAAAGCGGGGCCUUCGUCCGCUGAAAAGUUCGACAAUCAUUGCCGUGAUUCUUAUUCUACCGCGAAAAAAUUCUCUUUUUUCGUGGGGAGAGGGGAGAUCUGCCCGGUUCUGAUUGUUGUCAGUGCAUCAAAGAUCGUGUUGAUUUUGGUUCCAAAUGCUGAAACUUUUGCGCCUCAGCUUGGCGCUCCGCCAUCACUCUUCGAUUGCAACCUCUCCGACAAUCCAGAGAUGCUGAAGAGGCCUUUGCGGGUUAGCAGAAGGUUUCGGGGCUAGUGGCUGAGGUGCUGAAAAAGGCCUGUGCUUCGAAGAAAUGAAGAGCCGGCGAGCGGCAACAGACAGGGAGGUGGAGGCGAUGAUGAGGUAUGUGCCUGUAAGCCUGUCCCCCCGCGAUUGCGAUACCCACUGCAUAAUCUUCAGCGUGAGGCAGGGAAAGUUAGCCUAGCUAAAUUACUGUUUUUUAUGGAAUUUAGGGUUCUAUUGGGUUUUUUCAAAGGAGACCUUUCCGAUUAGAUGAAUCUUCCAUUUGUUUGGAUCUACGGUAAAAUUUCACAGAAUAAUGUGUGAGGCAUAGCUGUGGAUCUAAAAUAGUGUCGUUCAGUUAAAUUAUAUGAUAUGAAUCUAUCACACUGUAGACCAAAUGUAGGACAACAGUUGCAGUUGCAAGAGUUUAUGGCGAACACAUUUGAAACAUCACAUCACAAAUAUUUGGAUUUCGAAAAAGAACUCGUACAUCAAAAUUUUCUGGACAUAUGUAAAGAUUCUAAAUGUAGUUAAAUUAUAUGAUAUGAAUCUAUCACACUGUAGAGCAAAUGUAGGACAACAGCUGCAGGUGCAGGAGUUCACGUGGAACACAUUUGAAACAUCGCAUCACAAAAUUUUUUGGACAAAUAGCACAGUUUGUAUGUGAAGAUUCUAAACGUGGCAUGUAUGUAAUAGUAAUACUUAAAAUAUCUACAAAAGUAUAAGGAAAAAGUCUAUGUAACCCCCCCAAGUAUGGAUAGUGGGGCACAUAACCCCCCAUCUCCAAAACCGGAUGUUGUGCACCCUAAGCUAAUUGAAACCGGACAGGAACCCCCUAGGGUGGUUUUGGAUCCCGGUUUUGGCUACCUGGCACGCCACGCUGGACAUCUAGACACGGUGGCGCUCAGACCCACUUGCCAGGUGGGCCGGCAGUCAAUUUCGGCCCAUAUACAUCGGAUCUCACCAGCGGAGUCUCCCCAACUGCCAGAAGCGUCGUCGCGACGCCUCUUCUUCCUCGCCCUCUCCGCGACGCGGCACUCCGGCAAACCAGCGACGAAUCCAUGAUCGGAAGCAACAGUGGUUGAGUGGACUGCUACAGGAGAACGAGGUGAGUCCGCAAAGCUGGAUUGACUAGCAGUUGUUCGCAUUCUGGUCGCGAUUUGUCCUAGGUUUCGGACGAUGUUGGGGUUUUUUUGGGUUUUUCGGUCCGCCUGUGAAUCGUCCAUUUAUUCAUGGAUUGUGUAGUGUGAAUUAUGUAAAGAAAGCAGUUUUGAAGGACAUGCUUACAGAUGUUUCACUUGCAAAGUGCAAGAGAGCAAAGGUGUCUUUAAGGCUGCACUGGAUUCAAUGAAGGGAGAAUAUUCUAGAGUGUUUGAUUACCAGCAGGAGUUGUUAAGGAGUAACCCUGGCAGUACUGUGGUGGUAUGCAUGAAUCUAGAUAUUAUGGACAAAUUAGUGUACCAGAGGUUCUAUGUUUGCUUUGAUGCUUGCAAAAAAAGUUUUCUUGCUGGUUGCAAAGAGUAAUUGGGUUGGAUGGAUGUUGGUUCAAGGGAGCAACAAAUGGCGAGUUGUUAUGUGCCAUUGGAAGGGAUGGCAAUAAUCAGAUGUAUCCUAUUGCUUGGGCAGCAGUGGAGAAGGAAACAAAUGAUACUUGGUACUGGUUCCUUGGAUUGCUGCAGAAGGACCUAAACAUCAAUGAUGGGGGUGAAGGUUGGGUAAUCAUCUCUGACCAACAAAAGGGGCUGUUAAAUGCAGUGGAAGCUUUGGUUCCAAAUGCAGAGCACAGGAUGUGUGCAAGACAUAUAUAUGCAAACUGGAGGAAAAAAUAUACAGAUAAGGAUCUACAGAAAAAAUGGUGGAGAUGUGCAAAGUCAUCAUGUAGCACACAGUUCAACUACAAUAGGGCAUUGCUGGCUAAGGAGACACCAGCUGGGGCCAGGGACAUGAUGAAUACUGCACCAGAACAUUGGAGCAGGGCCUUUUUCAAGCUUGGAUCAAACUGUGACUCAGUUGAUAACAAUCUAUGUGAGAGUUUCAACCACUGUAUCAUUGAUGCAAGGUUCUUGCCAGUGAUAUCAAUGAAUGAGGCCAUAAGACGCAAGGUAAUGGUCGGGAUUCAAGAAAAUAGGGCAAAGGCAGAAAAAUGGAAAGGGACAAUCUGUCCUAAUAUAUUUAAGAAGCUUAAGAUGAAUAUUGUCAGGUCUGGUAACUACUAUGUGCUCUGGAACGGGCAAGAUGGAUUUGAGGUGCAAGAGAAAGAGCACAGGAGGUAUACAGUUAACUUGCAAGAGAGAACAUGUACUUGUAGGUACUGGCAAAUAUCAGGCCUACCCUGUUGCCAUGCAAUAAGCUCAAUUUACAUGGCAUCUAAACAACUGGAUGACUUCAUUGCACCUUGUUUCAAGAUUUCAGAGUACAUGAUGACAUAUCAGUAUUGCUUGCAGCCUGUUCAAGGACCAGACAAUUGGCCAAUUUCAGACAUGCCCAAACCCCUUCCCCCUGCAUAUGUCAAGAUGCCAGGAAGGCCGAAGACAGAAAGAAGAGAACCAGGAGAAGCUCCAAAAGGAACCAAACUAAGCAGGAAGGGAAUCAAGAUGAAAUGCAGUUUAUGUAGAAAAAGUACUCACAAUGCUAGGAAGUGUCCACUAAAUCCAGAAGCUGGGAAAAAGAAAAAUGCUUACAUCAAGAGAGAUGCUGCUAGGCAGAAGCAGAAGGAAAGAGAAGCAUCUAGCUCGGCUGCUGCAACAAUGAACCCAAGUGGGGGAUCAACAUCUAGUGCCAACAAGAGGAAGAAAACACAGUCAUUGGGUGAUGUGGGCACCCAGCAGAGUCAAGCUCCACACGCUGCAGGAAGAGUAGGCACCCAGCAGAGUCAAGCUCCACAAGCUGCAGGAAGAGUAGGCACCACACAUCGGCAGGGAGGCCAAAGUACUACAAAGAGGAGCAGAUUGGCACAUUUGUUGUUUGGGGACAACUACUGAAACUGGAUGUGCAAACUGAAACUUUAGCUUCUGAAGUAGGCCUGGAUGGUCAGUCUUUUGGUGUACAGCAUGGAUGGUCAGUCUUUUGGUGUAGGCAUGGAUAUUAGGAAGACAGAUUAGGUUUAAGUAGGCCAUGGUUAUGUUAACUAUGAAGUGAACAUGAUUGGUUAUGUGAUCAUGCUUUUGUUGCUAUUAUGUUGCUUCAAGUGAAUCUGAAUGGAAUUGGAUGAACACUUUUGCUUGCUCUCAAA
Molecule: messenger RNA, 3749 nt
Organism: Panicum virgatum (switchgrass)
Lineage: Eukaryota; Viridiplantae; Streptophyta; Magnoliopsida; Poales; Poaceae
Exons: 3
Coding region: 2122-3498 (458 amino acids)
Molecular function (GO): zinc ion binding
Source: RefSeq, a predicted model, not a curated record